Molecule: messenger RNA, 1275 nt
Organism: Nicotiana tabacum (common tobacco)
Lineage: Eukaryota; Viridiplantae; Streptophyta; Magnoliopsida; Solanales; Solanaceae
Product: putative F-box protein PP2-B12
Molecular function (GO): protein binding
Source: RefSeq, a predicted model, not a curated record
AUUCGUACUCACCCGAUAUAGAUAUACUCUUCUCUAUCUUAACAAAUAACUAUACCGACACCCAACAAUCUUUAUAUAUACAGACAUACACAUAUACUUAUAAAUAUAUAUAGCAAAUGGCGGUGGAGAGCUAUGAAAUUUUCGCCGGCGGCGACGAACUGCCGGAAGGUUGCAUAGCUAACGCGCUAUCGUUAACGAGUCCGAAGGACGCGUGCCGGCUUUCGGUUGUGGCUUCAACUUUCCGGUCGGCUGCUGAAUCUGACGCCGUUUGGGAACGGUUUUUGCCGCCGGAUUAUGGUGACAUCAUUUCCCGGUCCAUUGACGGUCUAGAUUUACUCGCGGUUGGUUCGAAGAAAGAGCUUUACUUGCACCUCUGUGAUCAUCCUAUCCUCAUUGACGGUGGCAGCAAGAGCUUCUCAUUGGAGAAAUGGAGUGGAAAGACAUGUUACAUGUUAGCCGCAAGGUCGCUUAAGAUUGUUUGGGCUGACACGCCUAGAUAUUGGAGAUGGAUUUCCCUUCCGGAGUCCAGGUUCUCAGAAGUUGCUGAGCUUCUUGAUGUGUGCUGGUUUGACCUUUCUGGCAAAAUAAACACCAAUAUGCUCUCAGCUGACACUAGAUAUGGCGCUUACCUCGUCUUCAUGACAAAAUCCAGGACCUAUGGAUUUGGAAACCAAGCUGCAGAGAGCUCAGUAGGUAUUAAUGGGCAUGAAAGGGAAACACACACAGUUUAUUUGGACCCUCAGGGACAGGGAGGUCGGAGACACAGGUACCAAGUAGUCCCGAGACGCUUAGGAAUAUUCACCCACCACAUGGCUCAUAUAUUGAGACACGAAGUGGAUACACCCUAUGAAUCGGAAGGCCGUUAUCCGAAGCAGAGAAGUGAUGGGUGGAUGGAAAUUGAAUUGGGAGAAUUCUUUGUCAAGAGGGGGCAAGACGCUGAACUGGAGAUGAGCUUGACAGAGUUGAAGGGAGGUAACUGGAAAAGUGGCUUAAUUGUGGAAGGGAUUGAUAUCAGGCCUAAGGAGGGCAAAUGAUUUAUUUUAUUAUGGAUAUGGAAUGAGCAGGUGUUCAAAGUGCACCUGCUCAAAAUAGAUGUAUGUAUAGCGCACUUGGUUUUAAUGUUUUAUUGUAAUGCUUCUCUUCUGUCGCAGUAAUAAUUUGUUUCAAUUAUUUUGUCUUAGCUCGAAUGUGGCUGUCUCUAUCAUUGUAUGCAUUUGGAUCUCGAAUGUGGCUGUUUCUACCAUUUUAUGCAUUUGGAUCUUGAUUAGAUAUGGA